GAAAAAAAAAAAAUAAUGAAACAUUUAAAUUUGUAUAUUGUUAUUACUAAAUUUGUAUUUGUUGUCAGUUCUGAAAUGAAUGGUAAUACGUUUUUUCCAAACCUACCCGUAGGUAAAUAUAGAGUAAACUUCAAAGCUAUCGUAAAAUGUAAGAACAUGGUAGAUGGUGGUUUGCAAAAUAAUUUUUAUCUGAGUAAAACAUCUAGUAACACAGCUGAAUUAAGAGGAAACAUCACACUAAUGAGACCAAUGAGGGACGAUUUGACAUUGCAUAUGAAUAUGGCUAUUAAAGACUCGAUUGGCGGCUGGAAAGAUAAUGCUCACUUGUUAAAAACUUCAAAGGCUUGCUCUUCGUUGAAGAAUAUCUUAGGAACGGAGUGGCGUCCAUAUUUAAAAUCUUUUGGAAUGCGUAAUUUUAAUUGUCCACUAGCUCCGGGAGUUUACGUGUCAAACGGCUAUGACCUAACAAACGCUGUACAACGUUCCAAUUUUCCAAAAACAUUUUUCUACGGAACUUACAAAACACGAUUUUAUUUUACAGAUGAUGGACAUAAUAACGAAACUGGUUGUGCUACUAUAGUCAUAGAAGUAAAACGUCCAUGGGAAAAAGACUAAAAUACUGAAUAUCUUAAUUUAAAAAAAUAACAUAUUUACAACUUAUGUAAUUCAUGGUAAAUUAUUUAUAUAUAUUAUAUUUACAUUAAAAGUGUCUGUAAAUAGCUAGACAGACAUGUAUGUAUAAAGUAUAAACUAAUUUAAAGGCCUAUGUAAAUAUCCAUAUCUACUUAACUCAUUACCACAGACACAUUAUCCUUAGUAAACUAAUACAAAGUUAUAUAAUUCAAAAACUAUUAGCUAAAAUUUUGAAUUAAAAACUUCAAAAUUUUCCAAAAAAAUAUCUGCUUAAUAAUAAUAUCAUCCUCAAG
This is a messenger RNA of Myzus persicae (green peach aphid), 926 nucleotides long. RefSeq lists its product as uncharacterized. The record is from RefSeq and is a predicted model, not a curated record. NCBI's taxonomy places the organism in Eukaryota, Metazoa, Arthropoda, Insecta, Hemiptera, Aphididae. The transcript is spliced from 4 exons. The coding region runs from base 16 to 615 and encodes 199 amino acids.